Molecule: messenger RNA, 382 nt
Organism: Staurois parvus
Lineage: Eukaryota; Metazoa; Chordata; Amphibia; Anura; Ranidae
Source: the annotation of a GenBank genome assembly
UUUUAGGAGGAAAACAAGAAAAAAAAAUAUUCUGAACCAAUGGACUGCAGACAUAGUACAGGAAAUGACCAGAGACUGACGACAUACUACAGGAGAUAACCAGAGACUGCGGACAGUACAGGAGAUGACCAGAGACUGCGGACAUAGUACAGGGGAUGAACAGAGACUGCGGACAUAGUACAGGAGAUGACCAGAGACUACGGACAUGGUACAGAAGAUGACCAGAGACUGUGGAUAUACUACAGGAGAUGGCCAGAGACUGCGGACAUAGUACAAGAGAUGACUGGAGACUGCAGACAUAGUACAGGAGAUGACCAGAGACUGCGGACACAGUACAGGAGAUGACCAGAGACUGCGGACACAGUACAGGAGAUGACCAGAG